UCGAUGGAUGUUUGUCCAACGAUGCAAGAGGGCGCUACCCGGUUUUUAAAACAGCAAAAUCACACAUGGUGACAGACGAAAAUGAUUGAAACUGUUGUUGAGGUUGAUCCUGUUCCUGUCAUCAUCACAUACCUCUGGUGAUCAGUUGUAAAUAAAAAAACGCACUUUACGACCAUGGAACCCCCAAGUCAGGUAGAUCGUCUCGAAGAUGAUUUUCACAUCAACUUGUCUGAGCCUGUGGACCUCGAAGAACUCUGUAAACCAGAGAGUAAAGGUGUGGAGUUUGAGGUGUGUCAACCAGUGGAGUCGACUGAGAAGAACUACUUUGAUGAGGAGGAAGUCUUCAAGCAGUUGAACCGUGAGAUGAUGGACCCUGACGAUGACGAACCAGGAGAUGAACAUCUGUCGCCAUUUGAAAAGAUCAGCAGGCGUAUGCGUCCUAUUAUCGGUGAUGGCGGUGUGAUGAAGAGAGUCAUCAAAGUGGGAUCUGGAGAGGUCAUAGGUCAAAGUGAUACUGCAACAGUUCAUUAUAAUGGAUACCUUGAAUAUUCCGAUGACCCGUAUGACUCAACGAGACUUCGGAACAGACCAGAGAAACAUCGUCUGGGAGAGGGUAAAGUCAUUGAAGGUCUUGAUGUAUCUAUUUCAACGAUGCGUAAAGGUGAAAUAUCACAGUUUUUGGUGAAACCGGAGUACGCCUUCGGAGCUAUGGGGGUACCACCUAGGAUACCUGAAAAUGCAUCAAUUUUAUUUGAGGUGGAGCUGGUGAAUAUAAUGGACAAUCCCGUAGCUGGAGAGUUUGACACAUGGACGGUUGAACAGAGGAAGAAGGCAACGUUUUCUGAGAUUCUUAACGUGGCGAAUGCAGAGCGCAAGAGUGGCAAUGAACUUUACCAAAAUAAACUAUUCUCCAAAGCCAGUUAUCACUACGGAAAGGCCAUCAGACUCCUUGAAGAAGCUAGACUAGCCGAUGAGUCUGAAGAAGAUGAAAUGAAACGAGUCCUGCUUAAGUUGUAUCUCAACUCAGCCUUGUGUAACAUCAAACUUUGCCACUCAACGAGGGCGUUGUCCAACUGCAUGAAGGCGUUAGAUAUCGAUCACAAUAAUGUCAAAGCUAUGUUUAGACGAGGCCAGGCCUUUUUGCAGCUGAGUGAGUUUGAAAAAGCACAGAAGUGGCUGUCUAAAGCCCAGAAGCAGUGUCCAAACGACACAGCCAUCGUCAAGGAGAUCGCUAAAUUGCACACGGCGAGGAAAACUUUCAAACAAAUGGAGCAGUCAAUGUACACCAAAAUGUUCCCCUCGGCAACGAAAAGCGCAAACAAAGAAAAUAAUACUUCCAAAACUCAAGAUGGGUCCAGUGGGCUUGAUAAACAGAAGAUGUGCCCAGCGGAAACACAAGAACUACUCAAGAAAAGACUCAAGGCAUUUGAUGAGGACAAGGCGUUAACUGAGAUGCCCAUUGCUCUUGACACUCUGACGUCUGCUGAGGUUGACUACAUCCAGCAAGCUGCCACUGAGAUGGGUCUACAUGUCAGAAAACUUAACCAGAACUCGGACAAGUACCUGAAGCUCUACAAACCAAAGCAAGAGGAAAACCCCUUAGAAACUGUUCCUGCAAAACUCCCUGUUGGGUAAACAUUUAUACCCAUAUUUGUUGGAUUUGAUUGGACUCGGGAACUUGUGCACUACAAACUAUAGCCUAGCCAAGGAAACUUUGUAUGAUGUCGGCGAAUACAGCUCCAUUUUUCUCCUCGGCUUUGAAGAAUAUUGGGCUGCAGUUGUUGUUUUACUGCUGAUGAAAUUGUUUGUUUGUUUUAUAUGGUCUUUCCGCCAACGGAACUCUGCAAACUCCCACAAGGGGAUGUAAACGCCAGGCUGGCAACAGCCAAUCUCUAUCAUACAAAACAUUGGUUCAACAUCUACAUGUAUGAUUAUACUCGGACACAUUACAGACUAAACAAUAACAAAAGUAGUUUGAUUUAGGCCACAGCUUAAAAGCCGAAUUUAUUCAAAAAAAAAUUAAGCUGUGACAAAGUGACAAUAAUUAUGCUCCCGUCAAACUUUCAGCCACUCAAUUGCAAGACCAAUCCUAAUUGGUCAACCAUGUAAACCAAACCAACACAAGCUUAUGUAAGCCACGCUCCCAUUGGUUGCUGAAUACCCAACACUACCAUUCAUAAUACCACACACAUGAUAUGCCGUCGUGUUAAUGCAAGCCAUAGGGAAAAAACAUAGACUGGAAAACAAGUCUCGCCAUGACUCAUGCGAACUAACCAAUAGGGAGCAAUAUGCAGUAUAAAUAAUAAGAGUAUAAUAAGAGUAUAAAUAAGAGUAUAAUUCAUUUUAUCGCUUGCGCGAUAAAAUGAAUUAUUGGAUGCAAUGUGACAAAUUAUCUAUCACUGAUGGUUAAAAACCUAGUAGCCGGAUAGGAAACUGUACCAGGCAUGAUAUUCUUUAGAAAUUUUUUGUUAAAUUGGGAUUAAAGACACUGGAUACUAUUGGUAAUUG
Asterias rubens (European starfish) is the source of this 2508-nucleotide messenger RNA. Its product is annotated as inactive peptidyl-prolyl cis-trans isomerase FKBP6-like. The record is from RefSeq and is a predicted model, not a curated record. Bases 175 to 1635 code for a protein of 486 amino acids. Gene Ontology annotation, molecular function: protein binding; peptidyl-prolyl cis-trans isomerase activity. The transcript has 13 exons. NCBI's taxonomy places the organism in Eukaryota, Metazoa, Echinodermata, Asteroidea, Forcipulatida, Asteriidae.